UAAUAGUAAUUAUCAGUUGGUAAAACUAUCAGCCAAAACGGGUGUGCCUGUGUGGAUGCUUGGCUUCCGGGCCGAUAGGUUGCGAGCCGAUAUGAAUCGAUUACUUGCCUUACUCUUUCACCAAGGAGUAUUGGACGAACAAUUCUUACAGCUACAACAACUCCAAGAUGAGAGCUCUCCAAAUUUUGUAUCAGAAGUUGUCAACAUUUACUUUCAAGAAUCAGAGAGACUGUUGAAAAACCUCAGAGCAUUAUUAAUAGAGAGAGAUUUAACAGAUUACAAGAAAAUGGGAAACCACUUGAAUCAAUUGAUGGGAAGUAGCUCAAGCAUUGGAGCCAACAGAGUCAGAAAUGUUUGCAUUGCAUUUCGAGCCAAUUCCGAACAAAACAACCGGGCUGGUUGUUUGAGAGCAUUGGAAGUUCUUGAACACGAGUAUUGCUAUUUAAAGAGCAAACUUCAUGAGCUGUUUCAGAUAGAGCAGCAAAGAGUUUUGGGAGCAGGAGUUAGGUACCCAAUGCAGCAGAAUUGAAAUGGAAAAAGGAAAAACAAAAAGGAAAAAAAGAAGAACUAAGAAGUGAUUGUAAUGAGAGAAAUAGAAAAAAGAAAGAGUUUGAUUUGGGAGAGAAGACUAAAAAGAAAGAAAGCUCUCUUCUGUUUCCAAAAAAAGAACAAUGGGGAUGGCCCAUUGGAAAACCCUACUUUUUCUCUUCCAUUGAAACUUCUUUUCUUUACCCUUUUUUUCUUUUAUUUUUUUUUUAUUUUGUAGAGUUAAAAUUCUUUUCUCUUUAUUUGCUUUUUGUUUUCUUCUUGGUUUUGGGUUGAGUUUACUUUAGUUGCUUGGUUGUAACAUUAGAAUGAAACUAAUGAUAUCCUCAUCAAGUUUGACAAUA
Messenger RNA from Cucumis melo (muskmelon), 890 nucleotides. RefSeq names its product pseudo histidine-containing phosphotransfer protein 6. Lineage: Eukaryota; Viridiplantae; Streptophyta; Magnoliopsida; Cucurbitales; Cucurbitaceae. The record is from RefSeq and is a predicted model, not a curated record. Gene Ontology annotation, molecular function: histidine phosphotransfer kinase activity; protein histidine kinase binding. Gene Ontology annotation, cellular component: cytoplasm; nucleus. The transcript is spliced from 5 exons. The coding region runs from base 56 to 529 and encodes 157 amino acids. Gene Ontology annotation, biological process: cytokinin-activated signaling pathway; phosphorelay signal transduction system; phosphorylation.